AUGGUCCACUUGGACUUCCUGCUGAAGGAGCUGUCGUCGAUCCAGCCCUCGAUGCUGCGGGCCGAGCAGGUGCUCGGGGUGCAGCCGAGCGAGAUGCCCGCGUGGGUUCUGCCCGCCGCGCAGGACCCCAGCGGGCUCUGCAACCACACCGAGGUCUCGCAGCUCUGGAACCGAGGCUCCACCAACAUCUCGGGCAUGCUCGCCCGACUGGGGGAGGGGCGCGGGGGCUGGGUCGUGAACCUCGGCGCCGGAGACUCCGCCUGCCGCAGCGGCCUGUACAGCAGCGACGCGCUGGAUCCUGCCAACUGCCUGCUGCAGGAUGGCAGGGGCGGAGUCGUGUUUGAGGGCAGCCCAGAGACGUUCUCCGAGCUGGAGCAGCGCUACAAGGACAGAGCCGACGUCGAUCUGCGCCUGGGCUCGGCCGAGCCCGGGUCUGCAGCGCGGGCGGUCCGGGACUAUGCCGAUGCGGAGGGCGGCCGCGAGGGCACGUUCCAGCUGCUGAAGGUGGACGUGGACAACUGCGACUGCUGCUUCGUGGAGGCCAUUCUCGCGACAGGUCUCAGGCCCUGGUUUGUGCACAUUGAGGUCAGCUUCUUCGUUCCGCCUCCGAUUGUGUUCCAGCCGGUGUCUUUCGCGCGGGGGGUGAACGAUUCGAUGGAGGAGCUUGGUGCAUCGACACACAGGCGUGGGCAUAUGCUCCACUGCUCUCUGUCAGCGGUGAUCGACCUGCUAUACCCAUUGGGGUACACGCUGCUCAGUGUCGUUGUUGCCGACGCGGUCUUCGUACAGCGAUCUAUCUGGGCAGAGCUGGGGCGCGGCGACACAUCCGACCAGCCUGACGGCAGCGGAGACCUCCAAGGAGCCGAGGGCCCGAGCAUCCACGCCGAGUGGCUGGCUGGCACGUACUGCCACCCGGCGUGGCCGCACGAGGCCAUGGUCGUGCGCAUGCAGUCCGAGUUCGUGUACGAUUACCGGCUGUGGAGCGACGCUCACAGGCCCCUCUACGAGCGGCUGGGAAUGAUACGGUCGUACCUGGACCACUGGGACGUGCCCCGGAGCCGCUACCACCUGCGGCUGUCGACAGCACAGGGCGGUCCGCGGUGCGACCAGACGGCCGCGGCGGAGCGCAAGGCCUUGGAGGCGCUCGGCGAGCUCGUCUCCAACUGCGUGCAGGCGAACGCCCAGUUCGUGGACCCGGAGUUCGCGCCGUCCAACAAGGUGCUCUACUCGAACGGCAGGUGCCGCCGGCGCGAGGCGGACCAGCUGCUCAUCGUGCAGCACUACGAGAGGAACCACGGCAGGGACGUCCAGUGGCGGCGGCCAGGAGAGAUCUGGCAGCGGCCAGACGACCUCAUGAUGGAGUUUGACAGCCGCGAGGAGAUGAUCCUCACCAUGCGCCACAUGUCCAAGCUCGUGCCGUGGAGGGUGUUCCAGAGCGACCCGCAGCCCACCGACAUCUCUCAGAUUUGCUCGCCUCCGCCUUCCGUCUUCGGCGUGAUGACGUACAGCUACAUCUACGCGGACAACCACCAGUUAAGCAGGCGACAUUUCGAGGAUCAAAAGAGCAUGGUGGAUGUCACCUUGCUCCUGCACCCGACGUCUUCAAUUUCCUUUUUCCACUACCUGAACCUCGCCAUCUACGAGCUUGCCGCCGUCGCCAUAGGUCCCACCGUUUCAAGUUUCUUCGCCGCGUCAGCCGCUCACUGGCAGGAUGCCGAGGCCUCGGGCAGCGAGCACCUGCUCCCGCUCGGGGUCGGGGCGCCAGCGCGGGACUACCCGAGCGCGGGUCUUUUGGUCCAGUCUCGCCGCCCGGUUAUUGCAGUUGGCUUCCGCGAGGUGGCGUCCGAGAGUGUGUGGAACACUGAGAACGGCCUACGGCAGGGCGACAACGUGGCGGUCGGAUUACCCCAUCAGUUUUCGAGUGCACAUCCGAACGAGUGGAGCUUGUCCGGUGCCAUGAAGAUCGGCUGGAAGGAAGUCGGGGGCCAGGGGGCUCACUUCCGCGGCCUUGGGGGAGUAGGCGAAACAAGGCAUCAUCAGCAGGCUUUGUCCAUCCUCGCGGGCGGCUUGCAGGAGGCGCACGGCCAUGCCUUCUCGACAUGGUUGGAUGGUCUGCCCGACGGCGCCGUGCUCCACAUCGAGCGGCACUACGACCCGACGCAGCUAUUUUUGUCGUUCGGUGCCAUGGCCCAGGACUUGCAGGAGUCCGCCCGCUAUUUGAUUCCAGAUCCUGACGUAGAGGGCCAGUGGAAAGCGGCAUUCCCGGGGAAAGGCAUCGUGGAGUUCAUGGCCCAGACGGUCGAGGUCGUCGCUGCUAUGCCUGAUGGUCGCACCACGGAUGCCCGCCGUCUGGUCGUGGCCCCGUCCAUCCUGAAGCGAGCCAAUGCGAGCACUGUAUUUGAGUCCGUCGAGAAGGCUGUCCCCGAGAUGACCAUCGACAAGGUGCAGGCGUUGGCGGCCAAGCACCAGAUCGUUUUGUACAGCGAGGUGCCCGACAACCACAUCGUCAACAAGAGGAAGCGGGCAGCCACGGCAGCAAUGCUACCGUCGAACGUGUUGGCGCCACCGAUGGGAUGUGCUGCCCAUCUCCUGUGGCGCGGGAUUGUAGGGGUGAUGGCAGAGGACAAGAUCGUCGGGGACAUCCACGCUGUCUGGUUCACGACCCGUCGUUUUCAGUCUCGCAGGGGCCUCUCCAUCGCUGCCCAGGCCAUCGCAUCCGAGUUUAACAUUGUGCCUGGCCCGCCGCCCAACGCGGAAUGGGCGCGACACAUCGACACCAUUUUAGAGCAGACAAUAUUGCGGACCAUGUCGCAAGUGAGCGGCAGGGUAGAGCGCAUCCCGCUCCCCGCGCACGACGAGAUGGCCGAGCUGUUGGCCGACCAGCCGGGGGGCCGCCGCAGCGACCAGGAGUACAGGCAGCGCAGGGUGGCCGUCACGUUGGUCAAGACGUUUCUGAAUGGCGACCCCCGCGUGCGGGGGCGCGGUGCUCGCGUGCACUACUGCAACGGCUGCUGCGCCAGCGAGGAGGCAGCCAAGGCGAUGGGCGAGCAACUCGCGGGGGACAUGAUCAUGGGGAUACUGCCCGAGGCGCUGAGCCGCGCGUUCCCCGCCACGGGCAGGAAGGUCAGGGCCGAGCAGGGCCUCGGCGCCGACGACUUCCGCGAGGUCAUUCGUUCGAAGCGAGUGCGAGCAGUCCAGAAAACGAACACGCCUGGUCACAUGCAGCAGACCGCAGUCCUGUCUUUCGCCUUGGCCCCCGCUGACAAUUUGUGGAUGAAGUUGCAGUAUCUCGAUGCGAACUGCCCGUCGCUCAAGGACCUGAACUCGUCUCGCACCAACCCGUUCGAGAUAUGCCUGCUGGAAAUAUCAGAGUCUUGCUUGGGGCCGUACUUGGAUGGCCCAGCCUCCGUCGUCUUCUAUACCUACAGCCGCGGCCCCGAUGACCACGCGCAGCUAUGCGCGCAGUUCCAGGGGGCAUUCGCAACGCUGGCUUGCGAGAUCCACAGCCGCUUUCACUUUGCGUUCCAAUCGUAUCCCUAUCGCCUCCUCAAGUUGGUUGACGUGCGGGUGUCGCAGGCGGAGAAGGACGCCUUGUGGGGGGAGUUCUGGAAUGCCCCAGAAUGUGAUUUGGAUGAGUUCUUCUCGCUGCGCCUGCGCAAGAUGUAUCCGUCCUUGGAGGCAAUGAAGGACGACGUCGCAGUCACGAGGGCCCUCGACACGUGGGCUCGCACGACAACCUUCACGAACAUGUCGACGGAGAGGUUGCUGGCCCUGUUCAAGAACAGCACCCCUGUGCACCACCCUACCGUGGAGAGAUUGGCGGGCACGAGCCUGCUGACGCAAGUAUUGGCGAGCCACCUCGCGGCCGGCGGCCUGGACCCUCGCCGGGCGCCGUCUCGGAAGGAGUUGUUGGAGGCACAUGUCCCGCUCCGAUGCGCCAAGAAGGCCCGUGGCAAGCCACGGGGCGCGAGGGGCGCAUUCGCAUGCGUGCGCAGCAAGCCGCAUGACAAGGCACUGCCCUGGAAGGAGGUGCGCCGACAGCGAUUGCGAGCAUUCGCCGCGCUGCCGAAUGAGGAGAGGGCAAGGUUUCACAUGCAGGAGGAGGCGGCGCGCGAGCAACAGCUCGGCGGCGCCGUGGACGAGGAGGAGCGGUACAGCCGCUCCAUCGGCAACAAGCUCCUGGGGCUGUCGUCCCGCGGUGCCCCCAUCCAGGAGCGCAAUGUCCUGGAGGCCAUGCAGCGGCUCGCCGCCCCUCCCGCUGCGACAGGCGGCGUGCGACGCAUGUCAGAGCCAUUGCGGUCUGCGUUCCAGCGGCGGCUUGUCGUCUCGGACUGCGAUGGGAUCCCGAAGGAUUUGCAUGUCUCGUACCGGCAGUGCUGCGGGGUCGCGCAUCCUGGACUGUGCCCGACGGCGGAUCCUGCCCUCCACGCCCUCGGCAUCGAGGCGCGCGAGGCCAUCGUUGGCAUUUUCCAGCGGGUCAAAUUCAAGAGGGGGCAGUUGUUCAUGCUCACGUCCAUGCCAGCACACAUCGAGUACAUAUUCCAGCUAGGCGCCAUGUCGUUCAAUGAGCCGCGGGGCGCGACGGUGCUGAUGCUGGAGCGCUGCGCUGCUGGCGUGCGGUUGCAGGCAUGCGCUGGCAGACUCGUGAUCAAGGAGAUCAGCGAGGUCAUUGCCGCGGCUUUGCGGCGGCUUCCAGGUCAGACCUACGCCGAACACUGGAUGCCAAACAGGCUCGCCGAUGAUCGGCGUUCUCGUUAUUCGCAUUCCUUCCUGGAGCCUUCGUUUCUUUCCAUCCAUCGUUCCUUCUUGUCUCUGCCAGCAGGUGACCCAGAUGGCCUGGAGUUGCGCCCGUUGCAGGUCGCCUGCCCCGAGGACGCCGCGAGCUUGAGGUACUUCGAAGUCGUCGGGGAGGGCGACCCGUACGCUGGUUUCCACGCGCUUUCGCGCGAGUCCGCCUGCCCGACACCCCCGCCCAAGAAGAAGCCUAAGUGCGCCGUGGAGUGCCCGAGCGCGGAGCCUCAGUCCGAGAGCGACGUAGACGACGAUGAGUUAUUGACGCAUGUUUUUUCGAAGCUGAAGGCGAAGGCCACAGCAAAGAAGGCUCUGCCUCAGGCCGAGGCUGCGCCACCAUUGGCAGUGGUUCCUCCGGCCCCGCCAGUUCCUCUGCCCCCGCUGGUUCCUCCGCCCCCGCCUGCGCCCGCUGAUCCGGCGGCCGCGGCCGCAGCGCCGGGGCCCGAGGCGCCUGCGCCCCCCAAGGAAAAGCGGGCGAUCCCAUGGGGGCCCGCUCGGUAUCGCUUCAAUCUCGCGCGGGUUUUCAGCCAGGGUGUUCAGAUCGGUUGGGGCGCCACGUGCGGCCGCCAUUGCGACGGCCACGUCCCUGACCCCGCCAAUCCAGACGCGGCAGUCCCAGGCCUGCCCUGCAAGAAGCAGUUGACUUACGGUAAAGAGCGCCUGACAGAUGAGCAGUGCGUCCACCGUUUGAAGUAUUGGCUCCUCGUCGGCCUCCGCCUGCCAAUAUCCGCCACUAUGCGCAGAGACCACAUUAGCAUGGACAUCCGUCACGGUGAGCCAGGGUCCUCUAUCGAGGAGGUGGAGCGUCUGAUUGCCGCUUGA
Prorocentrum cordatum is the source of this 5613-nucleotide messenger RNA. NCBI's taxonomy places the organism in Eukaryota, Dinophyceae, Prorocentrales, Prorocentraceae. The record is from the annotation of a GenBank genome assembly.